AGUGAAAAUGGGAGGAUCUAGAAGGAGGCCGGCUCCCGUGUAGUGUAUAUUUAUCUGUAAGUGAGCUGUUGGGGAAGGAAUUAAAUACAGAGACGCUGUCUGCUUGCUGGCUUAAGACAGCUAGCUCCAUUGCUGAUUUGCUUUAACUUUUAAAAUACCCAGCUGGGUUUAUUUUUCUUAGAAUCAUUGUAUUGCUAAGCCUGGGGACGCUGUUUUCUUUUACAAAGGGAAAUCUAAGUUCAUUUCAAGGCAUUCGAAAUGGGGAAAGACUAUUAUUGCAUUUUGGGAAUUGAAAAAGGAGCUUCAGAUGAAGAUAUUAAAAAGGCUUACCGAAAACAAGCCCUCAAAUUUCAUCCGGACAAGAACAAAUCUCCUCAGGCAGAGGAAAAAUUUAAAGAGGUCGCAGAAGCUUAUGAAGUGUUGAGUGAUCCUAAAAAGAGAGAAAUAUAUGAUCAGUAUGGGGAGGAAGGGUUGAAAGGAGGCGCAGGAGGUACUGAUGGACAAGGAGGUACCUUCCGGUACACAUUUCAUGGCGAUCCACAUGCCACAUUUGCUGCAUUUUUUGGAGGUUCCAAUCCCUUUGAAAUUUUCUUUGGAAGACGGAUGGGUGGUGGUAGAGAUUCUGAAGAAAUGGAAAUAGAUGGAGAUCCUUUCAGUGCCUUUGGAUUCAGCAUGAAUGGUUACCCAAGAGACAGGAAUUCUGUGGGGCCAUCCCGCCUCAAACAAGAUCCUCCAGUUAUUCAUGAACUCAGAGUAUCACUUGAAGAAAUAUAUAGUGGUUGUACCAAGCGGAUGAAGAUUUCUCGAAAAAGGUUGAACCCUGAUGGAAGGAGUUACAGAUCUGAGGACAAAAUUCUCACCAUUGAGAUUAAAAAAGGGUGGAAAGAAGGCACCAAAAUUACUUUUCCAAGGGAAGGAGAUGAAACACCAAAUAGUAUUCCAGCAGAUAUUGUUUUUAUUAUUAAAGACAAAGAUCACCCAAGAUUUAAAAGAGAUGGAUCAAAUAUAAUUUAUAAUGCUAAAAUUAGUUUACGGGAGGCAUUGUGUGGCUGCUCAAUUAAUGUGCCAACAAUGGAUGGAAGAAACAUACCUAUGUCAAUAAAUGAUAUUGUGAAACCUGGAAUGAGAAGAAGAAUUAUUGGAUACGGGCUGCCAUUUCCAAAAAAUCCAGACCAACGUGGUGAUCUUCUAAUAGAAUUUGAUGUGUCCUUCCCAGAUACUAUAUCCUCAUCAUCCAAAGAAGUACUUAGGAAACAUCUUCCUGCCUCAUAGAAUGAAGAACUUUGUUACCCAUAUUUUGAUAAGGCACUGAAAAUAUAAAAGGACUGGCAGUUUACUGAUGUAGAUGUGAAUUCUGUAUAAAGAUGUGCAAAUUCUUUUGAGGGCUCAUUAAGUUGCAUGAACAGAGACGGGUCAAAUAAAUAGGGCAAAAGGGAUUUUUACAGUUAGAGAUGAAGAGAGAACCAUUCACUGUAUUUUAUUUCAUUUCUCCCAAAUCAGAAAUUUUUAGUCUUUUGCUUAUAUGUGAAGAUAUUAGAUAUAUUUCUAAAAAAAGUACUAGACUAUCCAAGUACUUUAUUCCUUAUAUCUUUAGAUAAUCAAUAUGAUAGGCUCCCAUUUAUAAUGGAAAUUAAAAUUCUUAGCUAAACAAUACAAUAGAAGAGAUUAAAAACCCAGUCAUUUGGACAUGUGGUUGUUAAAUUUAAACCACCUGAAAUGCUGCUAUAGGGCUGGUACUGGUAAAAGAAUAUCCUGAUGCUUAUGUUUCACCAUUUUGGUUUUUAAAGUAUGCUAUGCCAUUUCCUCAUGUAGUGGUCAUGUUCUUAAAGUAGACCUUUUCUUCUUACAAAGAAAAUUAAUGGCAAUUUAUCUCCUGUGGAAAUCCCAAUUGCCUGAAUUACUGAUAUUUUAGAAUAGACUCUUUAUAAAAUGCCAAAUGUAAUUUUAUGCAAGUUAACUAUAUAUCUUGAUCUUAAUAACGUAUAGGCUCUUUUUUUGUUGUCCACUAGUUUAAAAUAAUUUGUUUAAUAAUAAAUGUGUUUUUAGAAGACAUAAUGUUUCUUGGAAUUAAUUUUCCAAUUACACAGUCUUCUAUAGCUUACUCAUAAUAUGCUAUAUGUUCCUUAUAUAAUUUCCCUAAAAAGAAUAAACUUACCACUAUGGUUUUAACCAAAAUAUGGGGAAUAUAAACACUAACUGCUGCUUAUGGAUAAUGUUGCAACUACUUGUUAUGCCUAUAAAUAUUUUACUUUUUCAUAUGUAUAGAUUGCAUUUCUUAGGUGUUUUAAUUUUUUAAAUAUAU
Molecule: messenger RNA, 2302 nt
Organism: Lepus europaeus (European hare)
Lineage: Eukaryota; Metazoa; Chordata; Mammalia; Lagomorpha; Leporidae
Gene: DNAJB4
Product: DnaJ heat shock protein family (Hsp40) member B4
Exons: 3
Coding region: 259-1272 (337 amino acids)
Cellular component (GO): cytosol
Molecular function (GO): protein-folding chaperone binding
Source: RefSeq, a predicted model, not a curated record